Fusarium pseudograminearum CS3096 is the source of this 2370-nucleotide messenger RNA. RefSeq lists its product as uncharacterized. The coding region runs from base 1 to 2370 and encodes 789 amino acids. Gene Ontology annotation, cellular component: cytoplasm; mitochondrial matrix. Gene Ontology annotation, biological process: cellular response to heat. The transcript has a single exon. Lineage: Eukaryota; Fungi; Ascomycota; Sordariomycetes; Hypocreales; Nectriaceae. The record is from RefSeq and is a predicted model, not a curated record. Gene Ontology annotation, molecular function: ATP hydrolysis activity; ATP binding.
AUGCAGGCGCGAAGACAACUAAUCACAUCAACGCAGCGUAUGGCUGCUAGUGUCCGGGCUCGAUCAGCCCGGCCACUUACACGAGUACUCGCAACACAACCUUUAAGACCAACUCCCCUACGCUUGAUACCAAGUCUUGCCGUCAGGACAUAUGCCAAUGGCAGACCUCAUCCCCCAGGCGGUACUCACCGCAUGAAUAUGGGUGGUGAGGAGGAGAAGCCUGCUCUGGAACAAUUUGGUAUCGACCUUACUGCCCGGGCCAAGGAUGGUAAGCUGGAUCCUGUUAUUGGAAGAGAUGCCGAGAUUCAGCGAACAAUCCAAAUUCUGUCACGACGUACCAAGAAUAACCCAGUUCUCAUCGGUAAUGCGGGAACUGGAAAGACAGCAAUUCUUGAGGGUCUCGCUCUUCGUAUUGUUCGUGGCGACGUCCCCGAGAGUGUCAAGAACAAGAGGGUCAUCAGUCUUGAUCUUGGCUCCCUGAUCGCCGGUGCCAAGUUCAGAGGAGACUUCGAAGAAAGACUGAAGAAGGUCUUGACAGAGGUCGAACAGGCUGAGGGAGAAGUUAUUCUAUUCAUCGAUGAACUGCACACCCUCCUUGGCCUCGGAAAGGCUGAAGGCUCCAUCGAUGCCUCGAAUCUCUUGAAGCCUGCUUUGGCCCGUGGCGAACUUCAGUGCUGUGGUGCAACAACCCUUAACGAGUAUCGUCAGAUUGAAAAAGAUGUUGCCCUGGCACGACGAUUCCAACCUAUCAUUGUCAGCGAACCAUCCGUGGAGGACACAAUAAGUAUUCUCAGAGGAAUUAAAGACAAGUACGAAGUCCACCAUGGUGUCCGCAUUACAGACGGCGCAUUGGUGGCUGCCGCAACUCUGUCUAACCGCUACAUCACCGACCGAUUCUUACCAGACAAAGCUAUUGACCUCAUGGACGAGGCAGCCAGUCAUCUCAAACUGCAGCACGAGUCCAAGCCUGAAGACAUCAUGCGUCUUGACCACAAGAUCAUGACCAUUCAGAUUGAGCUUGAGAGUUUGAGGAAGGAGUCUGAUGUGGCAAGCAAGGAGCGCCGAGAGAAGCUCGAAAAUGACCUCAAGAAAUUGAACGAGGAAAUUUCUGGGCUCAACGCGCGCUGGGAGAAGGAGCGUGCUGAGAUCGAGUCGGUCAAGAAGAUCCAAGAGGAUCUCGACAAGGCCAAGUUUGCACUUGAGCAGGCCCAGAGAGAAGGAAACUUUGGGCGUGCCUCUGAACUCAGAUUUGGUGUGAUUCCCGACCUUGAACAGAAGUUGCCCAAGGAGGGAGAGGCCCAAGAGUCAACCUCCAGCGAGACUCUUAUCCAUGAUUCCGUCAGCCCAGACGACAUCGCCAAUGUCGUGUCCCGUAUCACCGGCAUCCCCGUGACAAAGCUCACCUCAGGCCACAUCGAGAAGCUGGUCCACAUGGAGGACUCACUUAGCCAGGCAGUCAAGGGACAAGAUGAAGCCAUCAAGGCUGUGUCAGAUGCAGUUCGUCUCCAGCGAGCUGGUCUGAGCGGUGAGAACAAACCCUUGGCUUCCUUCUUCUUCCUAGGCCCUACCGGUGUGGGUAAAACAGAGCUUUGUAAGAAGCUUGCUGGGUUCUUGUUUUCAACAGAGUCUGCAGUCGUUCGCUUCGACAUGUCCGAAUUCCAGGAGAAGCACACAAUCUCUCGACUCAUUGGCGCGCCUUCUGGUUACGUUGGCUACGAAGACGCUGGCCAACUGACCGAGGCGGUUCGCCGCAAGCCUUACGCUGUCCUUCUCUUUGACGAGUUUGAGAAGGCACACCGUGAUAUCUCUGCCCUACUCCUCCAGGUUCUGGACGAGGGCUACCUCACAGAUGCUCAAGGCCACAAGGUCGAUUUCAAGAACACCAUCAUUGUUCUGACGUCCAACUUGGGUGCCGACAUCCUUGUUGGUCAGAACCACCUUCAUCCCUACAGCGAAACAGCUGACGGUGAGAUCGACCCAUCCGUCCGCAAGGCCGUCAUGGAUGUUGUCGCCUCAGCUUACCCACCCGAAUUCCUCAACCGAAUCGACUCCUUCAUCGUCUUCAAGCGCCUUGCCCGCAGUGCUCUUCGCGACAUCGUGGAUAUACGCCUCAAGGAACUCCAACAACGCCUCGACGACCGCCGCAUCGUGCUCGAUGUUCCCGGCGACGUUAGAGACUGGCUUGCGGAGCGUGGCUACGAUCCCAAAUUCGGUGCCCGUCCCUUGAACCGACUCAUCACAAACGAGAUCGGCAAUGGCCUUGCAGACAAGAUCAUCAAGGGCCAGCUGAAGAUGGGAGAGACGGCCGAGAUCAAGGUUCGCGAGGACAAGGAAGGCUUGGACAUUGCCAUCAAGUCCAAGGAGGCCUAA